Molecule: messenger RNA, 771 nt
Organism: Cajanus cajan (pigeon pea)
Lineage: Eukaryota; Viridiplantae; Streptophyta; Magnoliopsida; Fabales; Fabaceae
Gene: RDM1
Product: RNA-DIRECTED DNA METHYLATION 1
Biological process (GO): gene silencing by siRNA-directed DNA methylation
Cellular component (GO): RNA polymerase V complex; nucleus
Source: RefSeq, a predicted model, not a curated record
AUGCGGUGAAAGUGAAAAGAGUAGUGAAGUGCGGUGCGUGAGGGUUUGGUUGGAACCAACCUCCAUCAGUAAUCAUUUCGAUUCCAUUUGGGUACACUUGUGUUUCAAUUCUAGGGUUUUUCUUUCACUCACACUUCAAUUUCAAUUAGUUGACUUGAGCAGGAACAGCGAUGAAGAGGCCAUUUUCAUGGGAUAAUCAAAUUGAUGUCUCUUCUUCCUCAAAUUCCAGUAACACUUUUCGUCCUAAUCCUCCAACUAUCCCUAAGGCCCCCAUACAUAUCACUUCCCAAGAUGCAUUCAUCAAACGGGCAGAAAUGUAUCAGGAUUACAUGAAGCAGAUUCCAAUCCCAAGUCAUCGAGGCUCUGUGAUCCCAUUUACCUCAUGGAUGGGAUUGGGCAGAUCCAUUAAGCAGUUAUACGGACAGCCUCUUCAUUACCUCACAAAUAUUCUCCUCAAGCAGUGGGACCAGUUGAGAAUUGGCAGUGAGGAUGAAUAUAAGCCCUUGGACAACAUGAUUCAUCCAUGCAAAGCUGAAGCCACCAUCUGGCUCGUUGAAGAAAUCCAUCGCCAAACGUCAUCGCCUUUUCAUAUUGCUAGUCUGUGGCAGGUGGAUCCAAUGUACAAUGGUUUUAUUGAUUCCAUUUUCCCAACAUUAGUACACACAUCAUGAAGUUAGUUAGUUUAGAGGCUUUGUACUGUAUCCUGCAUCUGCAAAUAGUUUCAGCUAUGUUUUCCUUUGGGUAAAGCAAAAUUGAACAACUUUUUUGAUA